CCUCCUCCAUUGAGUGUGCCAAACAGCAGCUCUGCAUCCUAAAGAAGAUCAUUGAGGGGCUCAUUGCAUUCCCAGCACGUUUCAGGCUUGCUUCUUUUUUUUUUUUUCCUGCCUUUUUUUUUUUUUUCCUUUUGCCUCAGCUUCAGCAGGAGUAGAGAGAGAGGGAGAGAGAGCCACAGAGAGGGAGAGGCAGAGAGAAACCAGCAAUCUUUAAACUCGAGCUUUUUUUUCCCCCCCUUUCCCUCUUUUGCUUUUUUUCUAUUGUAACGAUGUGCUAAAAUCUCUCCUGCAAACCGCCCUUGCAGAAGAGAAAGAACUUAAUAUUUUGCAAAGGAGACAGAGAGACUGAUACUGCAAUAUAGCUCUCAUCUCUCUCCCUUCUCCCCAAUUAGAUGCUGGUUUUAAUUGCAGAGGGUAUUUCUCUUUUCGUGCUUUCAACCGUCUCCUCUUUCCCACAGGGGAGGGUUUCAUUUGCAAGUUGAUCCUAAGGAUUUCUGUUCCUCUGGCAUUUCUCUCCCCUAAAUGCAUCUUUCUGCUCUUAAGUUUGUGGAUGGGGGGCAAAUUUUUCUAGUUCUUGCACGAGGAAGGCAAAAAGGACCUUUUCUAUUGAGAGAUUAAGACUAAAAGCAACGAUCGCUCGGAAUGAUUCUAAUGGGCAUUUCAGGGAUUCAAGGAAGGCUGCAUCACCACCGUUAUUAUUACCAUCCUUAGCGUUCCUCUGUGCCCAUACAUUUAAAAUAUCUGGUGAAAGGAAGGGUGAAACCAUAUGUUGAAGGAGCUGCAUCUCAUUAGUGCAGCAUUAUUUUCAUCCGAUUGGAGAAGAAUGGUGUCUUCAUUCGGGAACGUAUAUAGUAGGAUAGCAAAUUUAUCGGCUGUUUUGUAAACACCAACAAAUGAUGAAACCUUCCAUGGCAGAGACACUUCAUAAAGGAAGGAUGUUGUGGAUAAUUCUUCUAAGCACAAUUGCUCUAGCAUGGACUACACCUAUCCCCUUGAUAGAGGACUCGGAGGAACUGGAUGAGCCCUGCUUUGAUCCAUGUUACUGUGAAGUGAAGGAGAGCCUUUUCCAUAUACAUUGUGACAACAAAGGAUUUAUAAAUAUUAGUCAGAUAACAGAGUCGUGGUCGAGACCUUUUAAACUUUAUCUGCAGAGGAAUUCCAUGAGGAAAUUGUACACCAACAGUUUUCUUCACUUGAACAAUGCUGUGUCUAUUAACCUUGGGAACAAUGCACUGCAGGACAUUCAGACGGGGGCUUUUAAUGGGCUCCGAGUUCUGAAGAGGUUGUAUUUGCACGAAAACAAAUUGGACAUUUUCAGGAACGACACUUUCCUGGGUUUGGAAAGUCUGGAAUAUCUGCAGGCAGAUUACAAUGUCAUUAAACGGAUUGAAAGCGGGGCAUUUCGAAACCUAAGUAAAUUGAGGGUCCUUAUCCUAAAUGACAAUCUCAUCCCCAUGCUUCCCACCAAUUUAUUUAAGUCCGUGUCCUUAACCCACUUGGACUUGCGCGGGAACCGGCUAAAAGUCCUUUCGUACCGCGGGAUGUUGGACCAUAUUGGCAGGAGCCUGAUGGAGAUCCAGCUGGAGGAGAACCCGUGGAACUGUACGUGUGAGAUCGUGCAGCUGAAGAGCUGGUUGGAGCGCAUCCCCUACACUGCUCUGGUGGGGGACAUCACCUGCGAGACCCCCUUCCACUUCCACGGGAAGGACCUGAGGGAGAUCAAGAGAAGCAAGCUGUGUCCCAUGCUGUCCGACUCCGAGGUGGAAGCCAGCCUGGGCAUCCCUCAGCUGUCGUCCAGCAAGGAGAACGCGUGGCCUACGAAGCCUUCCUCCAUGCUGUCCUCCUUCCAUUUCACCGCCUCCUCUGUUGAGUACAAAACGUCCAACAAGCAGCCCAAGCCCACCAAGCAGCCCAGGGCGCCCCGGCCUCCCCCAACCCCCCGCGGCCUGUACCCCGGGCCCAACCAACCCCCCGUGGCUGCCUACCAGACCCGGCCCCCCAUCCCCAUCAUCUGCCCCACCGGCUGCUCUUGUAGUUUGCACAUCAACGACCUGGGCCUGACGGUCAACUGCAAGGAGCGAGGGUUCCACAACAUCUCCGAGCUCCUGCCCAGGCCCUUGAACGCCAAGAAGUUGUACCUGAGCGGGAAUUUGAUCCAGAAAAUCUACCGCUCCGAUUUCUGGAAUUUUUCCUCCUUGGAUCUCUUACACCUGGGGAACAACCGGAUCUCCUACGUGCAGGACGGGGCGUUCAUCAACCUGCCCAACCUCAAGAGCCUGUACCUGAACGGGAACGACAUCGAGCGGCUCACCCCGGGCAUGUUCCGGGGCCUGCAGAGUUUGCAUUACCUGUACUUCGAGUACAACCUGAUCAGGGAAAUCCAGCCGGCGGCCUUCAGCCUCAUGCCCAACCUGAAGCUCCUCUUCCUCAACGACAACCUGCUCCGCACGCUGCCCACCGACGCCUUCGCCGGCACCUCCCUGGCGCGCCUCAACCUGCGCAACAACCACUUCCUGGCGCUACCGGUGGCCGGGGUGCUGGAGCACCUGCACGCCAUCGUGCAGAUCGACCUGAAGCUCAACCCCUGGGACUGCACCUGCGAGCUGGUGCCGCUCAAGCAGUGGCUGGAGGCGCUCAGCUCGGUCAGCGUGGUGGGCGAGGUGCUGUGCGCCAGCCCCGAGCCGCUGGCCCGCCGCGACCUGCGCUCCCUGGAGCUGGCCGCGCUGUGCCCCGCCGCCCUGCGCCCCGCCGCCGCCGCCGCCUCGCCCCCCGCCGCCCCUCCGCCGCCCGCGGCCACCGGCGCGGCCGCCUACGAGCUGCCCCCGGCCGCGGCCGCCGCCGCCGUGCCGCUGUCCGUGCUCAUCCUCAGCCUGCUCGUCCUCUUCUUCUCCGCCGUGCUGGUGGCCGCCGGGCUCUUCGCCUUCGUGCUGCGGCGCCGCCGGAGGAAGCUGCCGUUCCGCGGCCCGCGGGCGGAGGCGGCGGACCUGGGCGCGGUGCCGCUGCGCUGCCCGAGGCUCUUUCCCGAGGGCGGCGGCGGCGGCGGCGGCGGCGGCGGCGGCGGGGGGGGCACCGGCGAGCGGUCCCCGGAGAAGGCGCCCCCGGCGGGCCACGUCUACGACUACAUCCCGCACCCGGUGACCCAGAUGUGCAACAACCCCAUCUACAAGCCGCGGGAGGAGGAGGAGGCGCGCGGCUUCGCCCACCCCGCCGCCCCCGCCGCCGCGCCGGAGCCCGGCAGCUGCUACCGCACCUUGCUGGAGAAGGAGCAGGAGUGGAGCCUGGCCGUGUCCAGCUCGCAGCUCAACACCAUCGUGGCCGUGCACCCCCAGCACCCCGCGGGCGGAGGGCUGGCGGCGGGCGCGCUCGGGGCGGCGGCGGCGGCGGCGGGGGGAGCCCCGCGGGACCGCGACCGCCCGCCGCCCUGCGCCGUGGGCUUCGUGGACUGCCUGUACGGCACCGUGCCCAAGCUGAAGGAACUGCACGUCCACCCCCCCGGCAUGCAAUACCCGGACCUGCAGCAGGACGCCAGGCUGAAGGAGACGCUCCUCUUCGCGGCCGGCAAGGGCUUCCCGGACCACCAAACCCCCACAAGCGAAUACCUCGAGUUAAGGGCCAAACUCCAAACCAAGCCGGAUUACCUCGAAGUCCUGGAGAAGACCACGUACCGGUUCUGACCGCCGCCCCGCCGCCCGCCCGACCCCGCCGCCCGCGGGCAGAGGAUACAGCUGUGCGCUCUGCCCCGCCAGAUGUGCGCGCUGCGGGGCAGGGCCCUUCUCAGAUCAGUAAUCGACGAAGUGCCUUCGCAGACUUUUGCCAGCAGAUGUUAAUCAAUCAUUAUUUUUUAUACUGAAACUGAGACUUUGACUGUGCCAUGUCAUAAAGGUGGAAAAGAACAGCAAGGCCAGGUAAGUCCCAAUCAAUAACAGCUGCACACAGGGAAAUGGAAAGGAUGGUGCUCAAUUAUUGGUGCUCUUUUUUAGUUUCUGGAUAUUGUCAUUGAUGUCACUGUCACACUGUGCCCUGGGUUAAAAAAUUUACUUGGAAAUUGCUUCAUGGAUCUCUUGAGUGUAUCAACAGUGAGAGAAAGAUGUUCAUUGUUACAGUAUGAAUAAUAAUCUGAAUUUUGGGAAGCAAUCCAAUGUCUGUUGCAGGAAGAUAGGACCUGAACUGCUCUGGUUAGAUGAGUAUUGAGAGUGAGAACCUCAUUUGUUAUGACAUUCAGUGAAUAUGAGUUAAGCUGUGGUAGCUCAAGGUUUUGUCAGAGGCCUUUCCAGACAAAACCACUUUUGAGUGUGGCUGAUUCAGAAAUGUGUGUUUUCAUUCAACUUAUGUUCUCUCUGUGAACUUUUCCAGCAGCAGGAGAAAAAAGGUCUCUACAAAAUGUCAAUCUGCAGUGCUGCACCUUUCUGGAGAACUCAGGUGUGCCAGCAGCACUUCAUGAGCUCUGUGCUGCUUCCACUUGGUUCAAGUACCUCCUUCAGAGGAAGGAGACCUGAUGAUUUGGGUUUAGGUUGAACAGAAAUGUUCAUAUGAAAAAAAAUGGUGUAGAAUUUGGCUGUAAGUAGGGGAGUUCAUCGCUCAGCUACAUCACUCAACCACAGGGUAUGACUUUUGGCAGAGCUCCAGCCACUUAGGUGGGAACUUGUUCCAGGCUUGCACUUCUUCCAAAGGCACUUGCUUUUACAAUGUGGAUUUAUGUACACUUGGAAAUCAGGCUGCUGUGCACGGCAUAUUCUUAUUUUCUGAGUUUUCCAAGGCCCGAUUCUAAAUCUGGCUUCCUCAUAGCUGGGUUUCACAGUGAAUUUAUGUAGGGAUGGAUUUAUGAAUGGGUUCUACAGUACAACACAGUUGUUCUCCGUGGAAGAAAUGGAAAUCCACACAAUAUGGAGUUUCACGGCAGCUUUUUGUACAAAAAUUGCUAUUUUUUGAUGCUGAUGUGAGUGGAAAGACAUCUCCUUUUUCCAAUUCUUGAAAUAUUGCUGUUUUGAUUGGGCAGGUGUAGCUAUGCCCCAGUUUGAAACCUGUUUGAGCUAGUGGAAGAAUUGGAAUGUGCUUGGAACAAACCCUUGAGUGGGUAUGGACUGGAGGCCCAAUUCUGCUCCCUUGGAGCAAGUGUUGAAACACCACAUUAUGCUCAGAUUUAGUCAACAGACUUGAAUGAGGAGCAAAAUCUGAUCUCAGAAAAUUACAGCAUAUAUUAAGUGGAUUCAAGUAUGUUGAGACAAGUGCUCCCUGUGACUAUUUCAGAAUAAAAUGAGUCAUGGUACAGAGAAAAUGGGUUUGUAUCAAUUUAGUAAUUUUUCUGAUUGACCUCACUCACAAAUUAAUGCUUUUGAUUUUAAAAUAAGAAUAUUUGCAUCAAGACAAAUUAGUUUAGGCCUAAUGUCAUUGGUAACCAACUAGCCAAGAAGAUUAUUAAUGUAACAAUUGCAAAUUGUUUGGAAAUACUUUAUUAGUAUUAUCUUUCUCUUUGAAAGCAAGAAUAUUAACUAUACCAACCCAGGCCAUUCUAUGAUUCUGUGAUUAACAGGCACUGACAACUGUGUUUCAGAGAAUUAUUCUUAAAAUGUCUUUUCCUUGAUCCUUAUAGUCUCCCAGUUGUAAAAUUAUGUAAUUCUCAUUUUUGUUGAGGUUGUUUGGGGCAGUUUGGGGUGUUCCUGAGGAAAGCAUUUGCUUUGCUACACACGGGGUUCCCCCAGGAGGUGAAACUUGUGGGUUAUCUUUGAUCACUGGGACUGUAUCUGGAAACACUCCCCUGUGGUGUCAUUUUCUGUUAAAUUGGUCAACAUUGUGUUUUUCAGAAUGGUGUCAGACAGAUCAUUUUGGGGGAAAAAUGACAGGAAAAAGCUCAAAGGAGCAGAGCCACUGGCAUUGCUGUAGGAAUGCUCUGUCCCACAUUCACACUGGGCAGUCUCUGCAGGGUGGAUGUUGCAUCAACCAUUAUAUUUUUGAAUGCUAAGGAUGCUCAUCUGAAGUGUGGGGUUAUUUUUAAGCAUCAUGAAGAUGUACAUGAUAUACUCAGCUGUUGGGUGCCUUAAAAAGAAUAGGUACAAAUAGAGGGCAUAGCACAACAUAAAAUAUGAAUAACUCACUCAUGUCAUACACUGAAUCUUUAAUGUCCGUUUGCUUUUUCUAACGUCUUUAUUUCUCCACCAGAAUUUUCUAAAUCUCUCAGAGAUAUCCUGUAUAUUCUAUGAAUCCUGAAGAAAUAUUUUAGGCUAGCCAAGGGUUGAAUCUCUCAGUACCUGGGAAUUCAAACAAGUGCCACUAGCAGGGGAGGAAUAUCCUGCCCGUGGCACGUGGCACAGCAAUUUGGCACCUUGUUGUAGCGUGGUGCCAGGGAGGGAGGUUCUCUGCAGCAAUCAGAUUUUCCAGGAGGGAUUGAAUGAUUCCAAACGGGAGCUCCUGAACUGUGAUAAAUCACUACUGGAAUGGAAGAGACCUGAGAUGUGCUGCUGCUUCUGAUGGCACUGCCAUCCCUGAUGCUGGUGGUGGCACCUGGCACCGUUGCCAAGGGGGGAAUCCUGUCACAGCAACCCUAAAAAAAACCAACCAAACGGCCAAAAAAAAAAAGCAGAGGAAAUGUUUGGGAGCCUUUAUCCUGCAGGGACCAUCUCAUCUGAAGUUAAUGACUUUCUGCAGAUGUUACAGUGGCAUUAAUAUACUGUUAUGGGAUUUUUAUGGAGUUUUUUCUUGCUUUCCUCAGCUUUACUUUGCUUUUCCAGAGACAGUACCUGGUUUACAUGUUAAAGAACUGCAGGAAUGUGUUUGUUGAUACUUUUUCAGACCAAAAUUGUUUAAAACUGAGUCUGUCAAAAAAGACUGUCCUAAACUGAGAUGAGUUUUCUAGAAAGCUACAAAAACCUUUGGUUUUGUACUUGGUCUCUAAGUUAUUUCAUAUAUAUAUAUAUAAAAUGUCUGUUAUUGUAUAACCUUUUAACCAAAGUCUGUCACUGAGCUUUGGAGGCUUUGGUUUUGCAAAUCAAAGUUAAUUAAUGGUUUGUUUGCUUUUGGUUGUUUUUUUUUCCUGUGAUUUUUUAGUUUGAUUUUGUUCCGAGUAUGACUGGAGAGAGGGAAACAUUGCAAAGUGUGAAAAUUCUCACCAAACUAUACUUUUUAAUAGGACUUUUAAAUGUAGUUCUUUUUAUUUUCUUCAGAGAAUGAAGCAGUUAUGCUCAAAAGAGUGCAGGAAUUGCCACUCAGUAGAGCUGAUAUGCAUUCACUCUGCCGUGUCCUGAGAGUGCCCAGGACAGUCUGACUCAAAGGGAGGUGUAAGAAAUUCCCACUAGUGAGAUUCCAGGGUUGGAUUUGUCCAGCUAAUCUGCUCCACCCUGAGAAAUCCAGUCCCUGGGGUGCUGCACCACUGGAGGGACUGGCCCAGUGUGCACAGGGAGCACUUAAAAAAAAUCAUGUUGUAGCAUGUUGGUGAAAAAUGAGCUUUUAAAAAGCUGGGUGUUUAAAAUUUUGUCUCUGUUUUCUUUAGAAAGCUCAUCCAGAGUUUCUCUGGUGCUGUUAAACUGCCCUGCAAGGGCACAUCUGAUCAGUUGUCCUCAAAGCACUGCCGAAAUAGAUGUGUAGCUAAUGCAUUCUUCUUAAUUGGAGAGCAAUUUCUUGUGGCAUCACUUCUGUUAUGUUUUCUUGCAGUGACCCAAAACCCCUGGCUGCUUUGGAAAGUGGAUAGUAUUGGCAAGCAAAGAAAUAUGGCAAGUAAAGAGUGGUGUAUUGCACCUCAAGACUUCCCUCUGUACCGACUGGAUUGCCCACCUGGCCCUCGGCUCUGUAGCAGCCCCCCGAGGUUGGCCCCGGUGGUGUGACGGGCCCCGUGCUCUGCCAGCCCCUCCGAGCCAACCAAAGCCUGUCACAGCCUUCAGAGCACAAAUCCCUGGGCAGAUGGAUCCCUAACAGCUACACUUCAGGGAGAAAGCGGAGAUGCUCCUAAAAUUAGUUGCUGACAGCUCAAAGGAGGAGUAACUGCCUCCCGUGUCGUUACUUCUUCUGGAACAGGGACGUGUGUUAUGGAAAUGCUGACACUGGGUUUGUACACUAUGUACACAUGUGCUGUGUGUGUGUCUAAGUGUGUACCCAUGAAUGCACUGUUACAGUGUAGGAUUGGAUUGCUGGAAAGUUCUGGGGGGUUCAGGAGCAUGGCUUGCUUUGGACUGUUAUUAAAACAUGGGCAUUUUGGUAACGAAGCUAAAAAUAGCCACUUUGCGACCUACAUUCCCAAUGUAGGUCAGUGGAGGCACUUCUCAGACAUAUUAGCAUUUUGGACACUUAAUCUUAGCAGCAUAUUGCAUCUCCUAGAAUAGGUUAGUAGAGGCAAGGCAGGAGGAAUUGCUGCAUCUCGAGUCGUUCCGAAAGGUUGCCAAGUUUCUCAGGAACCAGAGCGGCAGAAUAAUGAGGAUUAUAUUUAAUUUGGGAUGGAGAGGCAACCGUGGGGUGUUCAGCAGAGGCAGCUGGGAUCAUCUUGGCUCUGUGGGGGAGGGAGAAUUUAUAACUCUAGCUAGCUAAAAAGCAAGCUGUGUGUGCAUUUGUGUGUAUAUAUAUAUAUAUUUAUAUAUAUGUAUAUACAAAUCUGUGUAUGUGUAUAUAGCACCGUGUGUAUAUAUGUAUGUAUGUAUAUGCCUAAAAUGUAUUAUAUGUGUAUCUAUAGAUAUGUAUACAUUUAUAUGAAUUUAUAUUUCUCUAUAUAAAUAGUCAUGCAACUAUGGGAAGUCACAACUCAACGGUGUGUCCUUUUUCUUUAAAACACAACAAAAAGCUGCUUCCAUUAAUAUCAUAUUGGCACAAGUGUCCUAAGUUUUCUUUUCUCUUUAGAAAGGAGUGGUACUUGUGGCCGAGCACAAGCCUGGAAGGGUUUAACUCUUCCAGAGGGCUCAGAGUAAAUCAUUAUCUGCUCCACAGCCGUUGUACAUUCGUGACAUAAAGUGGUGGCCAAAAUGACUCAGGGCUGGUUUUGUAGGCAAACAAAGUGGGUUGUUGACUGUUUGGAAGUCUCUGUUAUGCUCAUGGAUUUUUGAUGGUGAAAUGUCUGCACUGAUAGUUAUUCUGGUUGCUGUUAAUGCCCAGCUAAUGCUAAUUGCUUGAACAGAGGAAAAAAAGAUGAAUUUUCUGCUCUAAAGUAAGUUAUCCAAAGUCUGAUUACAUUGACUCAGUGAUGUAUGGAUUUCCAUUUAGGGGCAGGAUGUUGGGCUGUAAAUCAAGAAUCUCAGCUCAGUGAACAUCUAGUUUGGGAUGUCUUUUAUGUUAUAAUUGAUUUUAAAUCAUUUCAAUUCAUCAUCAGAACAAGCUAUACCUUAAUUCAUGAUAAGCUCAAAGGAUCUCUCAGCUGGAAACCCAUUCAUAGCAGGGUGAAUUUUGCACUUGUCUUCGGUGGGGUUGAAUCAGGUCAGAGAGUUUCAUUCAGCGCUGGCAUAAAAACAAUCUUGUAGCUGUGCAACUAUUAAUUCAAAUUGUAAUUUUGUAAUAAAAGCAGCCUAAAAAUGA
Messenger RNA from Lepidothrix coronata (blue-crowned manakin), 9486 nucleotides. It is a transcript of the gene SLITRK3, whose product is annotated as SLIT and NTRK like family member 3. The record is from RefSeq and is a predicted model, not a curated record. The transcript is spliced from 6 exons. Gene Ontology annotation, cellular component: postsynaptic density membrane; GABA-ergic synapse. Gene Ontology annotation, molecular function: protein binding. The coding region runs from base 894 to 3674 and encodes 926 amino acids. Gene Ontology annotation, biological process: positive regulation of synapse assembly; regulation of presynapse assembly; axonogenesis. Lineage: Eukaryota; Metazoa; Chordata; Aves; Passeriformes; Pipridae.